Molecule: messenger RNA, 510 nt
Organism: Closterium sp. NIES-65
Lineage: Eukaryota; Viridiplantae; Streptophyta; Zygnematophyceae; Desmidiales; Closteriaceae
Source: the annotation of a GenBank genome assembly
AUGUACAAUGCGUCUUGCCUCAGGGAGCUAGGCAGCAGUAGCAGCACCUGUGUACCACAGACACCCCACUCCUUCGACCUCGUGCCUGCCCUUCUCUCUCCCCCACUCCCAACCCCUCCCUCUCCUACUCUCACCACAUCCCCCCACUUCACCUCUGCAGCUUCAUCGGACGGCACGUUGCGGCUGUGGGAGCUAGCGAGUGGCAACUGUGUGCGCGUGUGCCAGGGCCACCCAAUUCUCUCCCCCUCUUCCCCUCCUCUCUUCCGCCCCCACUCUUCCGCCCUCGCCCCCUUGCCCCCCUCUCCCCGUUUGUGCCCAGUGCACCUCUGCAGCGUCAUCGGACGGCACGUCGCGGGUGUGGGAGCUGGCGGGUGGCACCUGUCGUCAUCGGAUGGCAAGUCACGGCAAUGGAAGCUAGCGAGUGGCAACCAUGUGCGAGUGUACCAAGGCCACCAGAAGGCUGUUGUGUGCUGCGCUCUCAACGACGGCACCAACCUCCCGCCUGCCUGA